AUGGACCACCUGGAUAGACCUGCCAAUCCCGUCAAAGAUCAGUUCAAGAUCGCAUUCGUGUGUCUGGCGCCAUACGAUGAAGGAGAGUUCUUCACUUACCCGUCCCGGCGUGGAUUUGACGAUAUGGGAGUGCUAGAGGGCGACUUUACGCGCAAGUCAGCCGAUGGCAAGGAUGAACCCGUUGGCAUCACUCUGGUGCAGUCGUUUCUCCAGUCGUGGCUCUUCUUUGGGCUUCUAUGCGAGGUGUACAGAGUUAUCGGACGGCCAUUCAAUCAACGCGACUACAUCUCUGAGGACUCGUUGCUGGUCAGAGGCGACGGCCGGGGAAGAGGCCUGACACGGAGAGUCAACACCAGCGCCUUGCCCGAGCUACUCGCCUUCUGGAUUGACUCGUUCAAGCAGAAGAGAGCGACAGGAGAGCUCUCAUUCGAAGACGUCCAGCGCCUGUGCAUGCGGAUCGACACGUAUCUGCAGACGGCCUACAAGAUGUGUUUCCGUCUGGUCCGGAGUCACCACAGCUAUGUGGACGAAGAUCUGCUCCUGUCCUUGAUGUGUCUCGGGAACACUAUCGACGAUGCCAUGGUGGUCGUCUACGACCGCUGCUUCUACGACUUCCUGCCCGUGCAACUGCGAGGCACUCAGAUUACUCCGCCGGGCUGGUCGCCCAUAAAGAGAAGAUGGGAUGCCCCCAAGACUGUUUUCAACGGGCUUCUUUUCUCUGGCUGGUGUCCCUUUGAUAUUGGCAUCUUGAAGCGAGACUUCGGCAUCAACGAAAUCAUCUACGCCUCGCAAUUGCGUCGGCACGGCAGUCUACAGCGCCACAUGGCGUGCAGCACGACCGCUUGCACCGCCAACAACAUUGACGAAUCGACAUACAAGACCCGGCAUGGGACGCUGGGCUCUGGCUGCAACGGCUCAAAUUGUGACGACGUGGAGUUCGACUAUGAGACCAUCUGCGAGACCAUCCGGUCCGGUCUCACGCCCAUUAUCAGGUCCGAGAUCAAUGCGCAUGGGGAGUUUGAGUUCAGCGUCGUCCCUUAUUUGGGUGAUGGAGAUUCUUAUGUUGCUAUCAGCCACGUAUGGGCUCACGGGAUGGGCAACACCAAAAGGAACACCUUACCAAGGUGCCAGCUCAAGUCACUCCACCAGCGUACUGUCGUUCUCUUGAGCAGCUUCAGUGCGAUUGAUGCUCCGCCAGUGCACGCCAACAUCCGAAACAGAAGAUUGAGCUAUUUCUGGCUCGACACGAUAUGUGUGCCGGUGCAGCCUGCCAAUGUCGACGUGCGGAAAAUGGCGAUCUCGCGAAUGGCCCAAGUGUACGAACAGGCACAUUCGGUCUUGGUUCUCGACGAAGGCCUGCUGUACACGUCACUCCGAACCGACGACAAGACAAUCACAACGGUGUCGUACAGGGGUCGCCGGGCUCCGCCGCCGGUCCGUCAGAAAGACCUGGUCAUGUCGGUCAUGUUCUCGGAUUGGUGGCGGCGACUGUGGACGCUCCAAGAAGGCGUCCUGCCGGACUACCUCUUCGUGGCCUUUGCCGACUGCUCGAUGCACCUGAGCCACGUCGUGCCCGCCGGGGCGGAAGAGCACGUCAUGAACCGCGCCGAUCUCUCCUCGGACAGAGUCAAAGAGGGGCUCACAGACCUGAUCGAGAAGUCACACCUCGCCAACGAGCGAGGAAUCAUCACCGUCGACAGGAAAGUCUCCAAGGAAAACAUGGAAUACCGGCGCCGUGUGCUCCGGCUCCUCUGCAACCGCGCGACCAGCCGAUCAAGCGACGAGCCCAUCUGCCUCGCCACGCUGAUGGGCCUGGACCCGCAAAUCCUCCUGGACACGGCCCCGAAAGACAGGAUGCAAAUGCUGUAUGCCUGCCUGGGCACGCUCCCCGCGGGCCUGGUCUUCCUGCCCGUGCCGAAGCUCGAGGCCGAGAAUUUCCGCUGGGCGCCCCGGUCCCUGAUCGGCGUCCCCAUCAGCCUGAUGACCACCCAAGUCCUGCUCUCCGAAGAAGACAGCGAAGCCGAAGUGACCGACGCGGGCAUCCGGCUCCACGCGGCGGGCUACCCGCUCGCCUCGCUCGACACGCCACUCAACGACAACUUCUACAUCUUCCCCGGUCCGCCAGGGCACAUCCCCCCCGAGGAGGACGAGGACCGCCUGACAAACGUCGACAAGAUCAGGGCAAGCCACGAGCAGGUCGUCGCCAUCGUGCACUACGACCAGACGGUGCAGGAUCAGUUCGGCGACGCCGCCACCGGAUUUGCAGUCGCGCCCUGGUCAUCCCUGAGCGAGCAAGAUCUCAUCGACCCCGUCGUCGUGCUGCCGCACCUGCGAAGAAUCGAGCGCGCAGCCCAGCAUCCGGGUAUCCUUGUCACGAAGGCCCAGCUGGUCGACGGGGUCUGGCACGCCCGGUUUUUAUGCAAUGUCUGGUGUCACCGCAACUCGAUGGCCAUGUGGGGGAACAAUCUGGCGUCCGAUCCGGGGACCGUCAAGCACAGGCUGACCGCCGAAAGGGCCGCGGUGGCGCAGGGUUCGCGGACGGGUAACAUGGCGUGGUUUCACGGGUCAGAGGUUCUCAGGGAUUGGUGUAUUUCUUAA
Molecule: messenger RNA, 2598 nt
Organism: Cladophialophora carrionii CBS 160.54
Lineage: Eukaryota; Fungi; Ascomycota; Eurotiomycetes; Chaetothyriales; Herpotrichiellaceae
Exons: 1
Coding region: 1-2598 (865 amino acids)
Source: RefSeq, a predicted model, not a curated record